This is a messenger RNA of Nilaparvata lugens (brown planthopper), 5193 nucleotides long. It is a transcript of the gene centrocortin, whose product is annotated as cerebellar degeneration-related protein 2. The record is from RefSeq and is a predicted model, not a curated record. The transcript is spliced from 10 exons. Lineage: Eukaryota; Metazoa; Arthropoda; Insecta; Hemiptera; Delphacidae. The coding region runs from base 1126 to 3213 and encodes 695 amino acids.
ACCUUCAGUGUUAGCUGGGUCGUCACCCCGACAUAUCUGUUUGUCUGCCUGCCGUCUGUCGUCGCUCCGACGUAUGUCUGUCGUGGCUGCGUCGUGUCGUGUAUAUGUGCUGGUGUGUGCUCUCCCUCGAUUUACACCCCCUAGUAAAAAGUGAUCUAAUUUUUUCACGGACUUUUAAAGAUUUACUUUAGUUUACACCCCUUAAACUGUCUGGAGUGUGUUAGUCUCCCUCGAUUAACACCCCCUAGAAUGAAGUGAUUCACUUGAUUCACGGACUUGAAAAGAAUUGCUCUACUUUUACACCCCCUAAACUGUCUGGAGAGUUAGUCUCCUCGAUUAAAACCCUCUAGUAAAAAGUUAUUUACAUAGCAUUAUUUAAAAUAUUUACUUUACUUCAACACCCCCUAAACACUCUGGAGUGUUGGUCUCCUCGAUUGAAACCCCCUAGUAAAAAGUUAUUUACUUUGAAAGAUUUGAACGAUUUACUUUACUUCAACCCCCUCUGAACUGUCUAGAGUGUUGGUCCCCUCGAUUGAAACCCCCUAGUAAAAAGUUAUUUACUUUGAAAGAUUUAAACGAUUUACUUUACUUCAACACCCCCUGAACUGUCUAGAUUGUUGGUCCCCUCGAUUAAAACCCCCUAAAAAAGUUAUUUACUCUCCAAUAUUUAUAAUAUUUACUUUAUUUCAACCCCCCAAACUGAGUCUCCGUGUGUUAGUCUUCCUAGAUUAAUACCCACUAAUAAAAGUGAUUUUUUCCAUUAACUAUUUAAAACAUUUACUCUAUUUAAAACCCCUCUAAACACCUCCCAAACUUUCUGGAGUGUGCUUCUCCCUAGAAUAAAAGAUCCCCAAAAUUUUUGAACUACAAUUCUCUCUGCCCCUUGGAACUGUUGCUUUUAACACUCCAAAACUAUGUCCACCCCUUACUAUAAUUAUGUUAUCAAGUAUCAGUAAAAAAAUCUUUUUUCAAUAUUGUAAAUCAAUUUUUCACUCCUAUUAGAUCCAGCCACGUGCAUGUCUCGUGAUUUUCAUGGACUUUUCGAUUGUCACAUCGAAGUAAUUUAGUUCUCGAUACAUUUUUGUAUUGGUCACCCUUCGAGUGUUAUUUCGUGGGAAUCACAAAAUGGCCACUUUCAAGGAGUUGGAAUUGGAGUGGUCCACGCUAUGCCAGGGACGUACAGAGACGGACACCCCCACAGAUUUGCAGUUAGCAGCCGAGCUAGGCAAAACCCUACUGGAACGAAACAAAGAGUUGGAGACGAGCCUAAGACAGCAUCAAAAUGUCAUCGAAGACCAGACUCAGGAGAUCGAGUACCUCACGAAACAAACGGCAGCUCUCAGAGAGGUCAAUGACUCUAGACUGCGUAUCUACGAACAGCUGGAAGUCAGCAUACAGGAUUUGGAGAGAGCAAAUCAAAGACUGGCCAUAGAGAGCACAUCUGAUAAAAAACUUAUCAAAAGUCUGAACGGCCAAGUGGAAUCGCUAGAGGUGAAAUGCGAGGACCUCCAGAAGCAAGUCGACGAACUGACCGUGUCGCAGGAAGCGAUGCGUCGGCGACAGAGCCGUCGCUCCGUCUGUCAAACACCCGACGAACCUCCGCCGAACCAUUCGCAAACGUUCGCGACUGCCGCAGCUGCGUUCACGCCGACCGCAACUGUGGACGACGAGGUCACACAGCUGUUGCAACAGUUGCAGGAGGCGCGCACCCAACGUGCUCGCGAACAGCGCAAAGUGCAGGAGUUGGAGGAGCAGAUGGCUGCCGUUCUACAGGAUAACUCUAACCUGGAAGAGAAACUGUCUCAGUUACAACAAAAAGAAGAGGAUAUGAAAUCUCUGCAAGAAGAAUUAUCUAUGUUGGAAGAGAUCAGACAAGGCCACCUGUGCCGAAGAUGUCUGAGAGGCGCAGACGAGCGUUCGAUAAUGGCUGAGGAGGAAGACGAGGAGUUGAGUGUCAUCGACUCGCUAGUCGACGAAACGCAGCGCAAUUCAGUGCUCAUGCAACUGCAGGAAUCCCUGGGCGAAAGCUGUCAAGGUGACAACCCAUACCGGGUGCUGGUGGAGAAAUACGAGGCACUGUUGAAAGUCCAGCGACAACCAGGCGUCAUCAUUCGGCCGCCACAGACUGUUUCCAGCAACAAUUGCCUGUCUCUACAGGAAGAACUGCAGUUGUCUGGCGAUUUCUCCGCUUUCAACAAAGACGAUUCGGCCGACGAGAACGAAAUGACCGCUGCACCUCGCAAACCUGUCAAAGCGGUCACCAUAAACGGCGGAAAAGCGUUCUCGGCCACCCCAACCGACUUCUCCGAAACAGAGACCUCGUCGUCCGGAUUCUCCGACGAAACCAGCAACAAGGGCACCCAAACGGACGCGCACUUCCCGCCGGGAUCGUUCCUGUGCACGAUAAGCGACGGCGACGAUUGCCGAUUCAGCAUUUACGACGACGCCAGCCCCGUCGAGAGUCGCUUCCGCAAGACGCCCGAAUACCGCCAGCUCUUCCGCGAGAUAUUCGCCGUCCUAAAGCGCGCCGCUGAGGCUAAGGACGAAGGCGAAAAACUGCCUCUACUAGACGACUACAUCACCGCCGUCUGCGAGGACGCUCCCAAGGUUCCCCCGGUCACACCAGCCAAAGAGGAAGCUCCCAACCUCCCCGACUCCGAGGAGACAUCGGAAGCGCCCUCCGAAGACGUCACACCGGAACCGGAAACCAAGCAACUCAUCCCCACCACCACUUCACUUCCGGAAACCCCUGUACCGGAACCGGAAGUAGCUCCGGUUUCCGGUUGCACCACUCCUGUUCCUCCCAAACGACAGGAAGUCGAUAUCUCAGAUUACUACUCGUGCGGAGUGAAGAGUAAGAAGAAAUCCAGCAAGAAAAACGUGGUCAAAACAACGACCACAAGUUCCGCUGAGGCGUUCAUCGGUUUGAACGCGAAAGUUUCGUAUUCCAGUAAGGUGACCAGACGGAAGAGACCUACAGAUAGCCCCAGCAGACAACAGCCGGAUAGGUCCACCUGGUGUGUGUCCACGGGGACAAUCAAAGAUGGCGGACUGCCCAAUAGUUCAGCAGAUGCUGAACAUCAUCAGCAGACGUUUGCCAGCUCAGCAUCGCAUGAGGUUGCCAAGCUGAAAAUGCUUGAGAAGUCUUAUGCGGAGGUACUUAGGCUGGGGAGGCAGAAGCUCAACAAUCGUAAUUCGUUCCAUCGUAAGUAAAUCGAAAAAACGCAUCUAAUUUUAGCCUCCAAAUAGAGGUUAGAAAUCAAGAAAUAUGUGAAAAAGAAGAAUCAUAGUAAUAAAGGAUCAAUGAAUAAAAUCGAAAAGCGGCAUCAAAUUUCAUCCUGAAAAUAGAGGCUCUUGUUAGAAAUGCGAACUACGAAUGUGCAUCAACAAUAAAUAACCUGUUCCGUUGCAAGUGAAUAAGAAAUCGAAAAACCGCAUCUGAUUUGAGACUCCAAGUAGAGGAGUCCUUAUGAAUUCUACCAGAUUAAACUUGACAAACAUCAUCUGUUUAAUCUAUAGAAUCUAUAAGGACAGAGAAAAUCAUAGGUCCAAAAAUGCGAAAAUCAAUGUGUGAAAGAAUUUAUAUGGAUGGAGAAAAUCAUAGGUCCAAAAAUCGAUGUGUAACUGGCUUCAGAAAUGCAAAUUAAAUAAGAGUGUGGAGGAGCAGAGGAGAAGCAUAAAUUGUGUUGAAUAAAAUCAAAGAGAAAUGUAAUUUUAGACUCCAAAUGGAGGCUCUACUUGUACUGUUAUGAAUGGUAAAUAAAGAAUGUGAAGAAUUAAAGCACGAGAAUUUAGAAGAAUUAAUGAUUAAAAUCAAAAAGCAGUAUCUAAUUUUAGUCUCAAAGUAGAGGCUCUUGUUAGAAAUGCAAAAUGAAAAUGUAAAUCACAGGUAAAGAAGCAUAGAAGAUAAGCACUGUGAAGAAUAGAAUCAAGUCAUCAAAUUUAAGCUUCUAAAUAGAGAGGCUCUCAACAAGAAUGCGAAUUUUGCUAAUGGAGAAGCAAAUUCAUUGUGAAUUGCAACAAAUGAAUGCAAUUAAAUGCAAGUGGAUGCAAGUGAAUGCAAGUAGAUGCAAGUAAACGCAAGUGAAUGCAAGUAGAUGCAAGUGAAUGCAAGUGAACGCAAUUACAAAUUGUUGAGCCAAAACCCCACCCUCAACAAAUGAGUGCAAUUAAAUGCAAGUAGAUGCAAGUGAACGCAAUUACAAAUUGUUGAGCCAAACCCCCACCCUACUCAUGACAAUAUUCUUGUUUUUGAUAGCCUAAAUAUCUGACGGCGAAGCUUGGUGUAAUACUACAAAUAUCCCAUCUGCAUUGUCAAAAAUAUUAUUAAUUUAUAAACUUAGAGAAAAACUUGAGACUAGAUGAAUAUUAUAACAUAAUGUAUAUUUAUUGUUGAUUAUAUGCUGCCAAUCGUGAAAACAUAGAUACAAUAUCAUGUUAUAACUUAAUUAUAUUAUGAAAAUCGUCAAAUAUAUUGAAUCACUUCUCAAGUUACAUUCAUGUACCGUAUCUAUGAUCAAACAUACCCAGUCAUUCUAUUUAUAAGAAAUUUGUAAUUAAUUUAUUGGAUAAACGUUGAAUUUCUUCAGUUUUAAUAUUUUUUUGUAUGACUUGCCUUACAAAUCACCUAUUGGUUGUAUUGUAUUAUUGUCAAUCUUUAUAGGAUAUUAACAUCUUUAUUAUAAUAUAUCAAUCUCCUUUUUUGUAGGUUGUAAACUAUUUGUAAAUAUUAUCUCUCUCAAUUUAUGGUCUAAACUUGAAUGUAUCCACUUUAUGUACUUUUAUUCAGUGGAAGAAUGAAUGAACUAACUUAUUUGCGUUCAAAAAUUGAUGCAAAAUACUCUAAAAAAUACUUUCUAUUGUAUAAUGUGCCAUGAGUUGUGUAAAUUAUGUGUAUUAUAUCGUAAAUAGCUGUAUCGAUAUUGAUUAUUAUACAGGCUGCAGUGUUUGUGAAUUAUAUGAUUAUAUGAAUAAUCAUGUGAUUAUAUGAAUUAUAUGAUAUUGUCCAUUGUUUCUCAUCCAUCACAAUAUUUGAGAAGUGGACCAAAACCUUUGAGAAAAGUGAAAAAAAAAACAAUUUUCGUCGUACAUGACAAUUGCAGGUCUUUUGUAAAGUAACUCUCCUUUUAAUGUAGAUUGUAUACCAUGUAUGAAAUGAUCUUAUUUCAUAAACAGGAUGUGAAUGAUAAUAAA